ACUUUUCCUCUGCUUCUCCUUAUUGAUUAUUGUUGAUCUUUGUUUAUCUUUUUGUUUUGUUUUGUUUAUUUUUGUUUAAAUUUAUCUUCUUAUUUUAAUUACAAUUUGAUUGUAAAUCAUAUUUUAUUUUACUUCAAUUAAACGAUCAAAAUGGUUGACACAACUGUAAUCAUAUUUGGAGCUUCGGGUGAUCUGGCCAAGAAAAAGAUCUACCCCACUUUAUGGAACUUAUUCAAAAGGAAUAACAUCAAUUCCAGUGUUCGUGUUAUUGGUUAUGCUCGUUCAUCUAUUCAAGUUGAACAAAUUAAGGAACAAGUUGCCAAACAUGUAAAAAUUGAUUCGGGAGAAACAUCACUUUGGGACGCAUUUUGGAGCCUCAAUAGUUACCUGAGUGGUACUUAUGAUAAAGAAAGCGAUUUUCAAAGAUUACACUUAUUUUCCAAUGAAAUUGAAACUUGUCGUGGAAAUGCUGCCAAUAGAUUGUUUUAUCUUGCUUUACCCCAAAGUGUUUUCAUGCCGGUAGCCCAGAAUAUCCGUCAUCAUGUUAUGACUCAAACUGGUUGGAAUAGAGUUGUCAUCGAGAAACCAUUUGGUCAUGAUUAUGAUUCAUCGGAAGAACUAUCCAAACAUUUAGCUUCACUAUUCGAUGAAUCUCAAAUUUAUCGAAUCGAUCAUUACCUUGGUAAAGAGAUGGUUCAAAAUGUGAUUACCCUUAGGUUUGCGAAUAAAAUUUUCGCCUCCACAUGGGACAGAGAUAAUAUUUCCUCCGUUACGAUUACAUUUAAAGAACCUUUCGGUACCUAUGGUCGUGGAGGUUAUUUCGAUCAAAGUGGUAUUAUUCGUGAUAUCAUGCAAAACCAUCUUCUCCAAGUUCUCUGUCUGGUUGCCAUGGAGAGACCAGUUUCAAAUGACCCUGAAGAUAUAAGGAACGAGAAAGUCAAAGUGCUACGAAGUAUGCAACCAAUUAAAUUGGAAGACGUUGUUCUGGGUCAAUACAUCGGAGAUGAAUGUGCCGAAGAGGGUUCAGAGGCAAGGCAGGGUUAUCGAGAUGAUCCAACCGUCGCAAAAGAUUCAAUAACACCAACCUUUGCAAUGGCAGCGGCUUUCAUUCAAAAUGAACGUUGGGAUGGUGUUCCCUUCUUCCUGCGAAGUGGUAAAGCUUUAAAUGAAAGAAAAGCGGAAAUCCGUAUUCAGUAUAAGGAUAUUUCCGGUGACAUUUUCCAAGGACAGUGUAAACGUAAUGAACUUGUCAUCCGAGUGCAACCCGGUGAAGCUGUUUAUCUUAAAUUAAUGACCAAAACACCAGGAUUAUCAAUGGAUAAUAUGGAAGAGACUGAACUGGAUUUAAGUUAUAGACAUCGUUAUAAAGAUGCAUUAGUACCCGAUGCAUAUGAAAGAUUAUUAUUGGACGUUUUCGUCGGAUCUCAGAUGCACUUUGUUCGUAGUGAUGAACUUUCAGAAGCAUGGAGAAUCUUCACCCCCCUGUUACACCAAAUCGAGGGACAAAGAGUAGUACCACUGCCUUACACUUACGGCUCACGAGGACCAAAACAAGCCGAUAUCUUGCAAUCUUCUUAUGGAUUCAAAUUUUAUGGGACAUACAAAUGGGUUAGCCCAAUGGGUUAAUUUCAUCCUAAUCCACUAACAUGGUUGAUCCUGUUUUCUUUCAUUCAUUUGUCUUCAAUUCUCUUUCUAUUAUUUUCUCUCUCUCUUUCUUUCUGUAACUUUUCCUGAGUUCUGUCACUCUCUAUCUCUAUCUCUCUCUCUCAUCUUCCCCCUGUAAUCUCAUGGUGCCCAUUAAAUCAAAGGAAACAAAGGAGCAGCAAGUUGAAAAAAGGAAAUCAUCAUAAUCAAAAUCAUAUUGAUAAUUUUGCUUUUUUAUAUUAUAAAUAUUGAAAGACUUUACUAGAAACACAAUCAAAAGGUUUACAAUUAACUAUUUUUGUACAAAAACAAUCACCUUUUUUUGUUAAAUUAGUGGCAUCAUCAUAAUUAGAUUGUUGGUUAUUUGAAACAAUUUAUCAAAGCAUCAAAGUGAUAAACGUUAAAUGCUCCUCUA
Panonychus citri (citrus red mite) is the source of this 2059-nucleotide messenger RNA. RefSeq names its product glucose-6-phosphate 1-dehydrogenase-like (gene Zw). Gene Ontology annotation, cellular component: cytosol. The transcript has 3 exons. Bases 151 to 1626 code for a protein of 491 amino acids. Gene Ontology annotation, molecular function: NADP binding; glucose-6-phosphate dehydrogenase activity. The record is from RefSeq and is a predicted model, not a curated record. Gene Ontology annotation, biological process: glucose metabolic process; pentose-phosphate shunt, oxidative branch. NCBI's taxonomy places the organism in Eukaryota, Metazoa, Arthropoda, Arachnida, Trombidiformes, Tetranychidae.